Scophthalmus maximus (turbot) is the source of this 6249-nucleotide messenger RNA. Its product is annotated as protein ELFN1-like. Gene Ontology annotation, cellular component: plasma membrane. The record is from RefSeq and is a predicted model, not a curated record. Gene Ontology annotation, molecular function: protein binding. NCBI's taxonomy places the organism in Eukaryota, Metazoa, Chordata, Actinopteri, Pleuronectiformes, Scophthalmidae. The transcript has 5 exons. Bases 529 to 3273 code for a protein of 914 amino acids.
UCUGAUAUAGUGAUGUGAAACGUCUGAAGGCUCGUCUGGUUCACAGAGGUCCUCCAUCAGCAGCAGGGACGAGUUCUCACACCGAGCACGGAGCACUGAGCGAUGAGGAAGAAGGAAAAGGGGAGCUCGUCCAAUCAGAGAUGCAGAUGGCCCCAGAAGACAUGAGCACCACCCAAUCUGGCACCGGGAUGACUUCCACUUGCCAGUUUAUACACAGCAAAUCAAAUGUGACCCCCUGUUUAAACAAUUGAUGAAGUUUACCCGGGCACACGUACGGCCAAUGAAGUGAUUCAUUCCAAUCCUUUAUUCAUUUUCUGCUUUGAUAAAUCUUUAACGUCCAACAACGAGGUUGAAUUUGCGGCGCGGCUACGAGAGACGCUGGAGGAGAAACGAGAACAUUUACCAUGCUGUGACCAGACCAAAAGCAAAAAACAAACACAAGGCAACGCCAAGUCACAGAGAUAUUCCGAUAUACAAGCCCCCGCAUUCCCCUCUCAAAUGGCGCCGGCCUGCAUGAAUAAAUGUUAGAUGGCGAGCAUCUCUGGACGGCUGUCUUCGAUGGAUGUUGCGACAGAAUCCCAAAUGGCCCAGAGGAUAGGACGGCAGAGACAUCACGCGGCUGGAAGUUCCUCUUCCUCGGUGGUCCUGUCCGGAGCCAGCUCCUUCCUCUGUUGGCUCACCCUGCUGUCAGUGAUGCGGUUGCCAAUGGUUACAGCCGACUGUUGGCUCAUCGAGGGGGAGAAGGGCUUCGUGUGGCUGGCCAUCUGCAGUAUGAACCAGCCGCCUUAUGAGGCCAUUCCUUCACACAUAAACAGCACCAUCGUGGAUCUGAGGCUGAACGAAAACAAGAUACGGUCGGUCCACUACUCUUCGCUCAGCCGCUUUGGCAACCUCACCUAUCUGAACCUCACCAAGAACGACAUCAGCUACGUGGAGGACGGAGCGUUCUCAGCACAAUUCAACCUGCAGGUUCUCCAGAUGGGCUUUAACAAGCUGAGGAACUUGACAGAGGGAAUGCUCCGAGGCCUCGGCAAGCUGCAGUAUCUCUACCUGCAAGCCAACCUCAUCGAGACUGUUACACCCAACACCUUCUGGGAGUGUCCCAACAUAGAGAAUAUAGAUCUCUCCAUGAACAGGAUUCAGGUGCUGGAUGGCAAUUUGUUCUCUGGACUCUCUAAGCUGACAACUUGUGAACUGUACACCAACCCGUUCAACUGUUCUUGUGAGAUUCUGGGUUUCCUGUCCUGGCUCUCCGCCUUCCCCAACCGGACCAGUGAGCGGAUGGUGUGCGACUCACCCGUGGGAUUCUCUGGCUUCAACCUCCUGAGCCAGAACCCCCGUAUGCCCACCCAACGCACUGCUCUGCACGUGCUCAGCAUCGUGUGCACGGACGACGGGAGCAGCGUGACGCCUUUCUUUGCCAUCAGCGCAAUUGAUUCCACAACCCUGUCCCCAGAUUCCAUCUCUCCCUGCGGAUUGGACGAUUGUGCUUCCGGGACCCCCCCUGAGGAGGUAAUCAGCUUGUCUGACCCCAUUUUUUCCGACACCAGUCCUCUCAUGACGCUAAAGCAGGUGCAACAUUCAAGUGCCGUCAUAGCAAUUCAGAUCCCCCAUCCGUACAGGAAGAUGUACAUCCUGGUGCUUUAUAACAACAGCUUCUUCACAGACAUACAGAAACUGAAAAAUCAAAGAGAAGAUAUCGAACUCAAGAACUUAAAACCCAACACUGACUACACAUACUGUGUGGCGUCGAUACGGAACUCCCUGCGCUUCAACCACACCUGUCUGACCAUCUCCACCGGCCGCCGGGCGGGGACAGAGAGAGUAGCCAAUCAGUCCUCAGCCACUCACUACAUUAUGACUAUUUUGGGCUGCUUGUUUGGCAUGCUGCUCUUUCUUGGGCUCCUUGUCCACUGCUUGAGGAAGAGGAGAAUCAUGGAGGAGAAGGAGAGGAAGAUGAACAGGAUCCAGAGGACUCUGAUAGAGCUCAAGUAUGGCGGAGAAGCGGAUAUAGAGGGAGGGAAUGGAGGAUCUGUUUCCCAGAAGAUUGCUGCUGGGGACAGUCUGUCCAGAAUGCCCUACCUGCCUCAGGGUGGUGAGAUUGAUCCAUACAAGCUGCAGGAGGUGACAGAAACACCAGCGCACAAGCCUGCGAAACUCAACUACAUGGAGGUUAGAGGCUCCGGAAUAGAGAGGGAGAGGGAGCGAGAACGGGAACGAGAGAGGGAAAGGGAGAUGUCGCCACAAGCAAAUCCCCAGGGCUCUGUGGCGGAGAUCUCUACCAUCGCCAAAGAAGUUGAUAAAGUUAACCAGAUCAUCAACAACUGCAUAGAUGCUCUCAAAUCUGAGUCGACCUCCUUCCAACAGGGGAUGAAAUCUCCCUCUUCUGCAGGCGGAGGAGCCGUUUCAACUGCAGAGCCACAGCUGGUGCUUCUCUCGGAGCAAGGGGAGCGAGGAGAGAGAGGUAGCGAGUUCCUGUCCCCGGUGUAUAAAGGAGGGCGAGGAGGGAGAGAAGAGAGGGGGAGAAGCUACCAUCAUUCUUUGCAGCGACAUCACAGCAUGGAGGCUCCUCCAACCUCCAAGAGGCCCAGCACCUCCUCGUCACCUGGCUCCGCCCGCAGCCCCCGCUCCUUCCGCUCAGAGGGAGGGUACCAUGCGUCAGAGGCCCGGUAUAUCGAGAGGACCUCACCAGGAGAGAGAGGAGAAAGGGGAGAAAGGGGAGAACGGGGAGAAAGGGGAGGCGGGGGAGGAGAGGCCAUCCGUACGGUCAACCCGGCAGCAGCUAUCCUACGAGCAGAGGCCCAGAGAAUCCGCCAGUACAAUGAACACCGCCACUCCUACCCCGGCUCCCAGCAGCACCUGCAGGAGCUGCAGCACCACCCUCAGAUGCUGCAGGAGCUCCACCAUCACCCAGGGGGACGCAAGCCCUCCGUGUUGGACCCCCUCACCCUCAGCAGGCAGGCCAAGCAGCGGGAGCUGGCCUACUCCCAGCUCUCACCUCACUACCCACUCUCGCCCCAGUACCACAACCUCAGCUACUGCUCCAGCCCCGAGGAGGACGAGGAGGAGGAAGGGCUCCUGUGCACCCCAACCCUGGGCCUGUGGGAGAGGUUCAAGCUGCACCGCAAGAGGCACCGGCAGGCGUCCAUGGAGGACGAGGGAUACGUGGCAGCGGGACAUGCGCUGAGGCGAAAGGUUCAGUUUGCCAAGGACGAGGAUCUCCACGACAUACUGGACUACUGGAAGGGCGUGUCUGCGCAGCAGAAGGCCUGAUCGCAACGUGGGGAGACCGCGAAACACUUUGAAGAUGGAUACACAAGCACUGCACCCAUGACAUAUGGAUGCAGAUACACAGACUGAUACGGAAAAAAAAGACCUGUAAAUACAAACAAAAACACACACAACUUACAGGACCGACAGAAACAAAUCGCACACACACACAACACUGAAUCACACUUUACACAUACGAAGCCUUUUUCGCCCGAGAAACACGAAGGACCAAAACUAAUAUAUUAUAUUGAACAAAAAUCAUAACUUAUGAGCGAGACAGAGUUACUUUUUUGUAAUGUAAUGACAAUUAUAGCUCAUACUGAUGUAGCUAUUUGUACUAAGUUUUGAAAAAAAAAGAAAAAAAAGAAUUAACAUUAAGAACUUAAACCUUAAAUGUUGCCAGGCAACCCAUCCUGAAGAGCUCAACUGUUGAUCUGCCUUGAAACCGACAUCCGGCAGAUUGACCUCACCAAUUCUCAUCGUGUCAGUGUAUUUCUCGAGAUAUUCAGCAUCGCUGGGGAGCUCGGCGUUGCGUCGCGUCCUGCGUCACGGCCGGCGGAAAGCAGACAUUUUGAAAGGCUUGAGAUUUUAACCGUUAAAAAUAAGAAAUACUGGAUGGGUCGCCGGGCAAGAGAAAUAUUCAACUGUGAAGAGAAUGAGUAGGUGGCUCUCAACGGAGAGUGAGUAUAAUGUGCCAAAUCAACCAAGGGGAUAGUCGAGCCCUACUGUGUACCAACAUCUCCUCGCCCCCCGUUUUUAUAUUGAAGAAUUUAAAAAAAAAAACUAGACUGAUAUGUUGUUAUUAAUAUUAAUUAUUCUUAUUAUCAUUACUCUCAUCUUAUUAUUCCUGUGAUCCUCAUCAUUGAUAUUCUCCUAUUUGAAUAUGGCAUGGCUCUUGUCGUGUGACUGUGUUUUGACUGUUUUUAACCUCUCAGCCGAGAAGUGCACACCAACAGAGACAAACUAGUGAGACGGACGAGACAGUUUCUCUUCUUUUCUACCAAGAGGAAUGUUGCUCUCUGCUGAGCCAGAAAAAACGAACCAGUCUUUUCUCUCGGUGAACCCCUGCGACACCUGCUCCCUCAACCUCCCACCCCCCACAGAGGGAACGCUGUACAGACAAGAGAGAGAGAGAAGUUCUAUAUUUGCAACAGAGGUGACUGUUUUGUUUGUACAACAUGGUUUUGAAAACGUUUUUUUUUCCAAAACCAGAGUCUCAAGUUAGUUACCUACCUGCUCACUUACAACGGUACGUUUUUGAUUUUGAAAUCGAACUAUAAAAAGGAAACUCUAAUCUAUAAAUGAAUGUCUUCAAUUUCCCACAGGGGAAACAUAUCUGCACUGUUCAAAAUCAAAAAACGACUCUCGGGGGGGGGGAAGAAGACCGAACGCCUCUCAGCUUCCUUCCGACACACUGUAGCGCCACUGUGUUCUAUCGACAGUUUAUGAACAAUUUUUCGUUUUCUCCCAGGUCUUCUUUGCUUUUCAUUUGUUGGAUUCCUCAGGAUCCACUGUGGUGCCAAUUUGAUAAAUCACAAAGAAGUAUUUGAAAUUCAUUUUCAAAUACGUCUAUUUACACACCUCUUCUCCUUCACAUCGACACACACACAAAACGAGUUUGCCAAACAGAACCAGAAUUUGCACAAGACGAUCCAUUGGCACCAUUGGUUCACCGCUCCCCUUCUAUCCUCCAAUCAUUUCUAAGACCAAAGUACUGUGGUAGUAAAUCAACCCCUUGUAGCCCCCUGACCCGGCCCCCGGCUAUCUAUCAACCAUCACCCUCACAGUUGCUACUUUAGCACAUGUAUAACACAAACAUCCAAGUGUACUCAUGCACACACUCACAACCACACACACAGAUGAAUGUAUUCUCUGAGAAAUCAAUACUGUUCAGCAGCUGGUUUUUCUGUUCCUGACGUUACGGGCUGUAUUCAAAGUGUCUUCAUCUGUCUGGCAGAAAAGAAAACCUUCAUCAGAUGGGCCACUCAUGUUUCAGUGCCGGAGAUCAAUGAGGAAUAUUUGGAUUUCCUCGCAGCGGGUCGUGUCGCCAAUUGAACCAAACGUCGAAAGGCCAAAUUCUCCGGUGCAUUGAAGUAAUGGAAAGGGGGGUUCUGCCUUAUCAAAGGUUUUCAACUGACAAAAAGAAGUUCUUGAUACGAGAAGUGUUACAGUGAUGUGAUUAGUAUCGCUAGUGUGGUGGGGGGAGAGAAAAAAGACUACAUGUAUAUCUGCAGGAUCUUAAUACUGGAAAUGUGAUAGCAAAAACGACUGCAGUUUAUUCUGUUCAGAACUGUGCUACGACUACUUUUUUUUUUAAAGAAGAACCAUCAACGAGGACUGGAGUCAAGAACAUUUCAAUUCGGCUCAUUUUGAACUGAACAAGUGUCACAAAACGCUUGACGGACUGAGUUGCGCCUUUCCUGAAUUGAAACCGAAUUGACUCCAACCUUGAAACUACACCGCAGGCCACACACAAUAGACACAACAGAGCUGGCAAACGACGACAAAGUUUUACUGGUGAAUGAAAACACUGUAUAAUAUAUGUUUUUCUCUGCUAUAAAGAGUUUAGAAUGCUCAAGUUAUUUAGCCCCAGUUGGGGCCACAAUCGCGGGUGAGUGAAAUCACCGCAGCUGGUUGUGGCACAUUGGGUCGUGUGGUUGAAGAGGAGGUUUUUUCCUUCUCCCCUCUCACUGCAGCAGCUGCGACGUGCUCACGCCGCUCCGGUUGAGCUGUGGUUGUCUUUGCGUUACAGCUCCCAGAUUAUGGCUUUUAACUAAACAACAGCCUUAAAAACAUCAGAUUUUCUUUAAUCUUUUUAACUCAAGCAUUUGCUUUUAAAUUUGAAAGACUUCAUUGUUUCUUAACUUAUACUUUCCAGACUGCAAUUUUGUAAUUGCUUGAUUCUUGAGCCUCACUUGAGCAUUCUUUGAGUAACAGUAAUAUCAAUGUAGCGAUGUAUUAAACUACUGUUUUUUUUUU